CCUGUAUAUGUAUAUGUAUAAAGGGGAGGUACCUACAAGGAUGAUACUACGGUUAGGCAGUCAAGCCCUUAUCACUUGCGUGGAACCGCCGGCUGCGCGCAACGCGGCAUCGAUUUUUCUACAAAACAAGCCAUUUGUAACCACCCGCGGCCUGAAAAACACGUCACGGAAGCAUCAGUGGCUCCCGACAGUGUUUAGAAAACGUAAACAUAGAGAGAAAUGUGAAUAUCUGGGGAAAAAUAUGCAAUACUGCUCAUGGGCUGAAAAUGAAAAUGGCGAACCAAAAUAAAGAGAACGAGGAGGGGAGCAUGCCAGCAGCGGACCCUGGCACCGAGGCCAAGGAGAAGCUCAUAGCCGCCGUCAAGAAGGAGGUCAAGCAGUUGAUGGAAGAGGCCGUCACCCGAAAAUUUGUUCACGAAGACAGCGGUGGUGUCACUGCUCUCUGCGGUGCCGUAGAGGCCUGCCUCGGACAAGGCCUGCGGAGGCGAGCUUUGGGCCUCUUCAAGACCAACUCCACAACAGCGUUGCUGCAUAAGAUCGCAAAGCACUGCCCAGAAGCAGCAUUAGUAUCCGCACGAGUACUAUCCGCCGAGGGCGCGCCGGCGGUUCGCUCGGCCUCGGGAGUAGAGCGACGGCCCUCGGCCCCGCGACCACCUCUCAACAAGCGAGGCUCCGGCUCCUUACUGUCAUCUUCACCACCACAACCAAAAUAUCUCUGGAUCCGAAUAGCAUUGUUCGAGCGUCAACUCGCUAAAAUAAUCGAGCAUCUCGUUAGCAACGCGAAUCGAUACUACGAACGAGACGCGCUGGUUGCCGAUCCGGACUUCGGGAGUAUUCUCAGCUCGCUGCUCGUGGGGCCCUGUGCUUUGGAGUACUCUAAAGCGAAGGCCCCGGCUUGCUUCUGGACAGACCCGCCGGCAGACGAGCUGGUCCAACGCCACAGGAUGUCAGCCGGUACGACCACACCGCCCUCGGUGCGGCGGCCCAUCCUCAAUUUCGGGAGGAGCCUCAACACAUCAUCGGACGACAGUGGCUCUGCAAACACUGGUGCAAUCAAUGCCGGCGGAUCGACAGCGAAGGAUUACGUGGAGAGUUUGCACCAGAACUCCCGUGCAGCGCUCCUGUAUGGCAAGAACAAUGUACGCGUACAGCCGAAAGACGUAGCGGAGCCCAUGCCAGGCUACCUCAGCCUGCACCAGACCGCAGCCGGUCUGAUCAUCAAGUGGACUCCCAACCAGCUCAUGAACGGUUACGCCGAGAGCGAAGGCGUCGACAAGAGUUUUCGCUGUCACCUAGUGCAUGCGUCCGCCUGCCCUCACACAUGUGUCAUGUGCAGCGCUGCGCCCUGCACUGUGUACAGGCGCCUUUGCUCUGGCCCCUUGUGUAUAGACUGCGUGUAUUGGGCGAUGUCGCUGCAAGUGUGCGUGUGGGAGGUGGUGUACGUGCACGUGCACCGCGCGCCCGGCGCCGACGCGCUCAUCCUCGUGGGGCAGGACGGCGUGCAGCGCCCGCCCAUACACUUCCCUAAAGGUGGUCAUCUUCUGUCAUUUCUGAGCAACUUGGAAACAGGACUACUACCGCACGGACAACUCGAUCCUCCACUUUGGUCACAAAGAGGAACUGGAAAGGUGUUUGGGCGCGGUAAAGGGCGUCGGCGUCCAAUGCCAAGCCUCUGCGAGAGCGCGGAGACUGACGAAACUGAAUGGGAGGAAGCGGCUGGGGACUACGUCUUCCGAAUUGUCAACAACGCCAUAGCCGACCGCGAAGCGAUGCGCCACUCACUCCUAGAGCGUUGCGUGCAGUCCCCACCGCGCACACCACGGCGUCCGCUCGCGUCCACUUCCACCACAUCAUCAGACUCUAGCACCAUGUCUGUGGACUGCCCGCCUUCCGCAGGCCUUAACGGGCAUCCACCGGCGCUGAUACAGCAUCACCCGAUAGAACAGUCGGCGUCAAUCGAGCUAGUGUGCAGUACGAUGCGUCGGCAGAUUAUCUCCCGCGCGUUCUAUGGCUGGCUGGCGUACUGCAGACAUCUCUCCACUGUUCGCACACACUUGAGCGGCUUGGUACACCCAAAUAUUGUUCCAAGAGAGGGCGCCGAGGGUGGUCUGACAGAGGAACGGUGGAGAGCCAUGACGGAUGAACACGGCGCCGUCAGCGAUAAAGAUGAAGUAUACCGGCUGGUGUACUACGGUGGUGUACAGCACGAUAUACGGCGGGAAGUGUGGCCGUAUCUACUUGGAUAUUAUGAAUUUGGCUCAACAACAGAAGAGCGCGCAGAACAAGACGCAGCUUGCCGCCGACAGUAUGAGACCGUGAUGUCGGAGUGGCUCUGCGUGGAGGCCAUCGUACGGCAGCGGGACCGGGAGGCCACGGCGGCUUCCAUAGCUCGACUGAGCGAGGCUUCUGGGAGGCUAAAGCCAGCUGAGAAUGCAUCGCCGAGCGAGGUAUUCGAAGACGACUGCAGCAUUAUAUCAGACAAUCCACCAGUGGUUUCACCUGAACCCAACGAAACCGAACAGAAGAAACCAGAUACAAAACCGGUUCUAUCCAGAGCACCGAGCAUAGAUGAAGUAGACAACAUAGAGAUGGAUUCAGAAGAUAAAGAGAAUAUAAACGGAGAGACUGAGAAGGGUGAUAGUAGGGAUGUAGAUUUAGACAGUCUUAAAGACUUAGAUGAAGAGGAAGAAGUACACAUUAAGAGUACAGUUGAGAAUCCUGAUAUGAGAAGGGAGAGCAUAGCUGAGAUAAAGAGGUUAGCUGAAGGUAUAGUGCAGACGGGCGGUGGGCGAGGACCGUUGUGUAGCGUGGAUAGUGCGAAUAUAAACCUUAAUGGGAACGACUUAAGGUCGUCGUUGGACGAGAGCGUGCCAACUGCUCCGCCACCGCAGCAGCAGCAUACGAGUGUGAUUAUUACAAAUCCAUCAGUCGACCUAGCUGCGGGCGGGUCGCCUGCAUCAGGAGGAACCACAGCGAACGUGAGCCCGGCGCGCAGCCCGCUGGGCGUGGUGCGCGAGGAGUCGGCGUCGGGCGGCGCCUCCUUCGACACGCUGGAGCCCUCCAACGACCCCCGGCCCGAGACCCGCUCCAACUGCGUGUCGCCGGCCAGCUCCAAUGGCGGGGUUUAUUCCAAUGAACUAGUGGAAAGCUUCGCUUUGAACUUGCAUCGCAUUGAAAAAGAUGUGCAAAGGUGCGACAGGAACUACCCGUUCUUCACAGAUGAGAAUCUCGACAAGCUGAGGAAUAUUAUGUGCACGUAUGUGUGGGAGCACCUAGAAAUGGGUUACAUGCAAGGCAUGUGCGACCUGGCAGCUCCUCUGCUGGUGAUGAUGCGCGAAGAGGGCGCUGCGCACGCGCUGUUCGCGAGCCUCAUGUCGCGCGCUAAGGAGAACUUCCCGUCUGGACAGGCCAUGGACGCGCACUUCGCGGAUAUGAGGUCGCUGAUCCAGAUCCUGGAUUGCGAGUUGUACGAGCUGAUGCACGCCCACGGCGACUACACACACUUCUACUUCUGUUACCGCUGGUUCCUACUCGAUUUCAAGCGUGAACUGCUAUACCAGGAUGUGUUUUCUGCAUGGGAGCUGAUCUGGGCGGCGCGUCACGUGGCCUCCGAGCACAUGGUGCUGUUCCUAGCACUAGCCCUACUCGAGACCUACAGAGACGUCAUCCUGGCUAACACCAUGGAUUUUACGGAUAUCAUCAAGUUUUUCAAUGAAAUGGCUGAACGGCACGACGCGUCAGCGGUGCUGUCUCUCGCCAGGGAUCUCGUGUUGCAAGUUCAAACCCUGAUAGAAAACAAAUAAACUAUAGGUAACAAUAACCUCGUAAGACCCAGCAUAUAAAGUUUUCAUAUAUUUAAUUUGAACCUUAUUCUAUAAGUAAAUUAGAACGAAUUUAAUUUAAUUUAAAAAGCAACGGAACAAAAGAAAUGCUACUUUAUUUGGUUCAUGGAAGGUUCAAAUUAGUUUGCACGAUUAUGUACAUUGUAAUGUACAUUUAGUACCAGUGUUGGCAAAAAAUCAAUUCGAAUUGACGAUUGACGAUUGAGGAUUGACCGAUCAAUCCGAAUUGACGAUUGACGAUUGACGAAACUAAUUCUAAAUCUACUGAUUGAGGAUUGACGAUUACUAAUCGUUAAUUCGAAUUGAUCGGUCAAUCCUCAAUCCUCAAUCGUCAAUUCGGAUUGACGAUUACUUUGUAUGUACCUACCUAAUGUCCUUUUUAUUUAGGCCAUUUUUCGAAACUAGCCAAAUACAUUCAAAAGCGGUGUCUGAGUUUACCAAAGGUUCCGAAACAUGUUUCCGACGGCAAUAUGAAGGAUGUCCUUUUUGGAACAUUUUCGGGACUUUCCUUGAAAUUAACCAAUAGCGUUCAAAAUCGAUAUCUGAGGUGCUCAAAGGUUUGAAACUUGUUUCCGAGGGAAAUAUUGAGAGAUGCCCUUUUUUGGGACAUUUCUAGAAAUUACCCGAUUGCGUUUAAAAUCGAUAUCUGAGGUAACCAGAGGUUUCUAAACAUCUUUUCAACUGCAAUAUUGAAAGGUUUCCUGUUUUGGGACAUUUUAGUGACAUUCUUUGAAAGUGACUGCUUGCAUUCAAAAUCGAUAUCUGAGGUGCAAAACAUGGUUUCAACGGCAAUAUUUAGAUUCUACACUUUAGCCGCGUACUUACUUUACUACCUGCAUUACGCCACCCUGCUGAUAACAAGAUGCGUUCUAAAAACGUACGAGUGCGAAAGAGAUAGCAUGAUUCUAAUCCUUUUAUUGUUCUAGUGGUGUCCAGUUUGAGUCCAGUAGAGAUAAGACAUUCGGUCUUCAACCCUUGUUGUUUGUUGGUGUGUGACUGUGUGUGUUUGUUUUAAAUUGGACUGUGGAUUUUCUUUUGGCGUUGGCUUGUUAUACGGACUUUUGGAUUUACUUCUGGACUGUUUCAUAUGAUUAGCUUGGCGUGACUUUGAGGAUUGGACAUCGCAGUUGUUCUUACGGUAAGUAACAUUUACCAACUAUUAUUUGUCGUAAAGGUUAACAUUGAAUAUCUAUAGGCACUUUUUUUAAAUCUAGAACAAUGUUAUGUGGGUUUAAAAAUUUCACUUUGUUAUUUUCGUGUGCAAGAUUAAUGGAUAAAAAAUAAUUAUGAGAAUACAUCUGUAAGAUAACUUUUGUAUGAUAUUAUAAUUAUGUCUAAAUCAAUAAAAAAAUAUCAUAUUUCGGGCUCCCUUCGAUUUCAUUUGAUGCUUGUUAUGUUUUUAUGACAGAUUGUUAUUGUGAGAUAAAUGAAUAAAUAAUAUCCAUAAUAACGAGUAAAGUUCAAUAUAUAAAGCCUUGCCAGUAUUACAGUGAAUACCGGGGGAUACCCCGAUACUUACUGUAAUACUCGCAAGGCAUUCAAUAAAAAUAAAUCAUUCUUUUGGGCAACCGUUGGGCACCUCAGAUAUAAAUUUUGAACGCAAUCGGUUGGUUUCAAGAAAUGUCCCAAAAUGUCCCAAAACAGGGCAUUUCGGAAAAUUACCUUCGGAAACAUGAUUCGGAACCUUAGCGUAGGUAAAAAGUCAUUUCUCGGUAUUGCCGUCAGAAACAUGUUUCGAAACCUUUGGGCACCUCAGAUAUCGAUUUUGAACGCAAUCGGUUAAUUUUAAGAAACGUCCCAUAAAUGUCCAAAAAAAAAAGGAAACUACAUACGUCUGUAUUGCCGUCGAAAACAUGUUACCUACCAUGUGAACCUUUGGAAAUCUCAGAUAUCGUUUUAAAGUGCCAACGAAUAAUUUAAAAAAAUGUCCCGAAAUGGAAGGGACAUGUUUCGGGACCUAUGGUCGACAUCGAUUACGAAUAUGAACGUAAUCGGCCAAUUUCGAAAAAUGUCCCAAAAAGGGACAUCAGUCAAUACUGACAUCAGGAACAUGUUUUCGAACCUCUGGGAACCUCAGAUAUCGACUUUAAGUCGGAUUGACGCGUCAAUUCGAUUGAUCAAUCCGGAUUGAUUUAGUUCAGAUUGAUGCCAACACUGUUUAGUACACACUUUACUUAUCACUGCUCUACGUAGGUAUAUGGAUCAUCGAAAGUAGAUUAUUUGGAUAAAGAUGUAUUUAAUGAGUUUUAUUAACAAAAAUCCAAGAUAACAUCGGCUGGUGUCUGUAAUAUGGCUACGUCUCAAAGCUUCGUUUUAUUUAUACGAAAAUGUGGUCGUGUUGCACGCAACGGACUAUGUUUGGUUUGAAAAUAAAUAGGUAAAGAUACAUUUUUACCUACCUUCACGAACAUAAGUACUUAAUGCUAUUUUGCAACUUGUCAAAAAACACCUGAUACUGACAAUUAUAUUUUAAAAUUAUUUACCUACUUUUGUCACUGCAAAAAUGUAGGUAUAUACCUAGGUACAAUAUACAUAAUAUUGUCAGUGUCAGGUUAGAAUAAAAUUCUCAAGUUGGUGAAUUAGGACCAGAAAUGGGCAAUUUCCAGUUAUUAAAAUUCACCAUAUUAUGGACGCAUUGUUAUAUACUUAUCAUCGAAAAUUAAACCUAUUGUUUGUACUAUACCUGCUAUAAUAAUACCGUUCUGCAAUCAUAAUUACCUAAAACUUAUAAUUCCUAAUACAUUGUACUUAUAAAUAGGUAAUUAUAUAAAUCAGAGUACUCACACUCAAUCGUGAUUUAACAAUUACAAAAUAAUCAUUAUUUUGGUACAUUUUACGAUCGUAGUAAACGAGAAUGCUAAGUUAGUCAAAUCGUCUAUUAAACGUAGGCAAAGUAUUUUAUUAGAUUAAAUCUAGUUGAGUUCAUGUCAGAUGAAUAAAAUAUGCUCAUUUUGUAUGUUCCAUUUAUAAGCGACAGUAUUUACUCAUAAAAGGUUUUUUUUUUUCACUUUUAAAAUAAUUUAUUUACAAACAAGAUAUAUACAGUGGUAUUACUAAAAGAAAUUAAAACGCAAUUAUUACAUACUUAUAUAUAGGAAAAUAUGUAAGUAUUUUCAUAUUUCAGAACCUUAUUAGACAUAGGUAAUAAAUAUAUUAUUACCCACCAAUUUAAGUUAAAAAUACCUACUAAAAUACAUCAAGUUCGUCGUUUCGAACUAUUACUUAGGUUACUUUUAAAAUAUAUACCUACUUAAACUAAAUUAUAAUAAAUUAAUAAACAUGAAUGAGGAAAAUAAGCGGGAACUUACUUAUUUCAUUCAUGAAAAAUGAAUUAAUAGGAAGUGUUUGAUAACAUACACUACAUGUGAGUACGAGAGGGGUUCCACGAAUUUCCCUACUACAUAAUAUUUACUCAUUACCGCUGGUUGUAAAGGAUUCCCCGGUCUUGUUGAUAAAAACAACAUUCUUUAGUUACAACACGCUUCGGUGCCUACAUUAGGCAAUACACAAGCGUUCGCUAUUGAUCGUCACUAAUUUAUUCGAUAUAUACUAAUGUAUUUACUAAUUUUCAGAGUUUUUCUUAAUGCCACAAGUUGUGGAUGAUUUAUUUCAGGACAAAAUACCUAACAAUUUUGUUUAUAGAGAAACGCCAUCUAAAAUAAAAAUGUAUCGUGAUGUCGAAUGCCAUACAUUAUUUACUUUUCAAAACUAUUAUUAUUUGCCUAGGUCCACAGGUUAACAGUUGUUUGUGUUCUGCCUUACUCAUCAAAAUAGUUAGAGUAAUUACUACGAUUACGUCAGGCUGUGAUGACUUUUUAUGACAUUUAUCAGUUGAACGACACGUGACCGAUAGUAUAUAUAACCGUGAGCGAAACUUUAAUCCACUUGUAAAUUAGGUGAUAAUUUGAUAAAUAUAACCAACGUUUUUUAAAUUUAUAGACCUCUUGAUUUAUAAAUACUAUAUAAAAUAUUGUAGGGUAUUUCUGUUUUAUACUCUCGACGCUGAUAUAACGGGACGAAUAUAAUUAUUAUCAUAAUUUGUAACUUUAUUAUCUAAUUCAAGUUGCGAUAAAUACCCUGUUUUUUUUUUAAUAUAAAAUAUAAUUUAUUACAAUUUUGGGUGUUGAUCUAAGUAGUUCCCUGAAGAAUGAACCGGGUGUGUCAUAUCAUAUCGACUACAAAUUGAAGAUGAUUCAAUAAUAUCGUGGCAGUACCUACUAUUCAAUAUAAAUAUUUAUACUUACAUUACAUACAUCAUUAUUAUCUUGAAGUCUAUCAAACCUCUGCAUAUCGUCUUAAGUACUUCCCUCCGUGCCUUGACCUUACACAGUUUUUAUAUAUUUGAAUUCGUAUAGUUCUUGUUCAAAACUAUUUUAAUAUUACGUCGAGUAAACCUCAGUAAAAAUAUACUUACCCAUCAUAUUCAAACACUGUGUGACUGUUACUCAGUGUGCUUGUAAGUAUACGAAUGUCAACAUUAAUUCUAGGAUAAAUAUCUUAAAACCAGGUUAAUUAUUACACAAACUCUUGAUUUGUAAAUAUUUAUGAUUCUCGUCAAUAUUUUAUCAUACCAAAUGGAUUUACACAUUGGAAAUCUGGUUUUUGGUCCUCACGAAAAGUCAGAUACUACGAGUAAAGGUUAUUACUAAAUUGUCGUAAGCAUAAAUUACCAUAAUAAGUGCUUCCAUAAUGAGUUUGUUUUAUGUACAGUUGUAUAUGAUAAUCCCUUAAAUUAUUUACUUAUAAGUUAAGUAGGUAUAUUUUAUUUGUGCUUAUUCAUAUACUCAUAAUAUGCAAACAUUAUUUAGUCAACGGAGGCAACGAAGCAGUAAUGCUGUUGUUUAGGGUUUUUAUUUAUUUAUGGAAAACUUCAAUAAAAGCUGUUUGUUUAGGCCUCAAUUUUACUAACUUACAGGUACUUACCAAUAAAUAUAUGUCAGCCAUAUUUCAUCAUACAAUAUAAUAAUAACUUAUGGUUAUAGGAAAAGGAAAAAUAUUUAUAAAUAUUAUAAAUAAUGAAAUAUAUAUAUUUGUUUAAACUGUAUUAAGUGUAGUAACUAUAUUCUUAGAUUUGUCUUUUUAAAUAAAUUUCUAUGUAGGUAUAUUUUACCCCCUUAUUCAUAAACGUUUACUAAAGUUAACAAGCCGAUAAUAAUCGUUUGUUCCUUUCCGACGUAUUGGUAUGAUGAAAAGGGACAAACGAUUAUUAUCGGCUUGUCAACUUUAGUAAACGUUUAUGAAUAAGGGGGUUAAUCUUUAUGAGUGAUGUGGUGACAAAAAACUCAGUCAACAUUAUUAAGCACAAAAUUUCGGUCAAAAUAAUGGUAGGUACAAAACCUCAACAAAAUUGGUAAUCUACCUGAGGUUGUUUUAUUCACCACGGCACUGGUAAAAUGAUUUCAUCAUUAAAACUACAGCUUGUUUGGUGUUUUUGCAACACGCUCUGUGUCAGUCUGUCCGGAUGUAUGUGAUGAUCAAUACGCUUACCCUAUCAUUAACUUUAUAUACAACAUUGGCCUAAGUCCAAACAUUAAAAUAUUAGCUAAGCUAUUGUGUUAAGAACACAUUAACUGGUGUCAAAUUUAGAAAAUUUAAUAUUUAAAAUACAUAAGGAAACGAUAAAAUAUACAUGUGCGAACAAAACGAGUAGGAAAUUAAUCGAAAUAUUUUCUCUAAAAUUAUUUUUUGUGUUAAACUCAUUAGUAAAGGUACAAUAAAUGGUUCUACAAUAAAUGGUUUAAAGUAUAUUUCUUAACGUUUUGUUCGCAUUGUGGAUGAUAAUUUAGAAAUUAUAAAGGAUGUUUUGUAUAAUUAGAUAAAUGUUUGUACGAAUCAAUGUUAUGGUCAUUUUAUCGCACUUGUUAAAUUAAGGAGAUGAAAUUAUUUGAUUCUGUUUAGUGUACAGUUGUAUAGAUGAAUGUUUACAAGUGUCUAUAGCUAUUGGAACAUUGUAUCGAAUUUGUCCUAAAUGUCUUUUUGUACUUGUCUAGCUUCGAUAAACUUUUCAAUAAAUGGUAGCAAAAUGCCUAGAUGAAUCUUUUGUAGCAGUAUGUAGUACACAUUUAUUACUAUUUUUACGUUAAUUGCUUAGAAACAAAUCACUCUCAUUAUUUUAUAUUUUCAGGCAAAUUCACAACAGUCAAAAAAUGUUUUAGAAAAUAAUCAGUUAAACUCCUAUACUGCCAUGAAUUUUAGUUAUCUCAUGUAGUACGUAUCUAUCUAUAGUACUAUAGUAUAUCCUAAACAAUUAUUAAGUAGAUUAAAUAGAUAUUUAACGAUGUUAAUAAAUGACAUUCUAACUGUCAUUGUUUAUAGAUUCGUAAUGAAACUAUUUUUGUGAAAGUCAUCUUGUCAUUAAAAUAUGUUUACACUUG
Molecule: messenger RNA, 10216 nt
Organism: Cydia fagiglandana
Lineage: Eukaryota; Metazoa; Arthropoda; Insecta; Lepidoptera; Tortricidae
Product: small G protein signaling modulator 2-like
Exons: 23
Coding region: 267-3803 (1178 amino acids)
Biological process (GO): activation of GTPase activity
Molecular function (GO): GTPase activator activity
Source: RefSeq, a predicted model, not a curated record